GUUUUUUGUUUGGAAAAAAGCCAAGGAGUGCGAAAUUUUGAACAGGGCGAUUGCGAAAUUGUUUGCGCUUUUCGUUAAGCAGGAGAGACAAUGCGUGUGCAAGGUGACAGCAGGUUUUGCUUCAGUUUUCGGAACGGUCAGAGAUGAACCGCGUCCUUAGCGUCGAGACGAGCCGAAGCGGCGCCCUAGCCACCGAGUUCAUCACCAAAAGGCUGUGUUGCAGCUGUAUUUUGACGGCCGCCUUUCUGGCCAUGCUUGGCGGAUACUUUCUGGGAGAAUUUACGGCAAAAAGGGCAGAAAACAGAUCGCGGGCAAAUUACAUUGAAAUAAUGAAAAAAAUUGGUACAGUAAGUGAGAUUUUCAGAGCCACUUUUCAAAAUAAAUGCGAUUUUUCUAAUUCCACAACCGAUUCUUUUCAAAACAACAAUAUUUUCUUGGAUGAACUUGUUACAUGUUUUAAAAAUGGUUAAUUUUAUGGUUUGUUAAUAAAAAGUUUUGUAGA
Messenger RNA from Brassicogethes aeneus, 502 nucleotides. The record is from the annotation of a GenBank genome assembly. NCBI's taxonomy places the organism in Eukaryota, Metazoa, Arthropoda, Insecta, Coleoptera, Nitidulidae.